Messenger RNA from Dendrobium catenatum, 1514 nucleotides. Its product is annotated as signal peptide peptidase 1. Gene Ontology annotation, molecular function: aspartic endopeptidase activity, intramembrane cleaving. The record is from RefSeq and is a predicted model, not a curated record. The transcript has 12 exons. Lineage: Eukaryota; Viridiplantae; Streptophyta; Magnoliopsida; Asparagales; Orchidaceae. Gene Ontology annotation, cellular component: membrane; lumenal side of endoplasmic reticulum membrane; cytoplasmic side of endoplasmic reticulum membrane. The coding region runs from base 444 to 1499 and encodes 351 amino acids. Gene Ontology annotation, biological process: membrane protein proteolysis.
AGCGCAGCACGCGAGGCUUGAGGUAGAAGAAGUAACUGUUCUAGGUUUUCCUCUGAGGCCGAUCUGCUGAAAUUCUUUUCUCGGCUCCGAAUCCUUUGGGUUCUCACUGUUCCUCUUUUUCAGGAAGAGAAGGAGAAGGGUUUUAUUUAUUCUCCUAGACAUGUGGGUGAUAGAUCGGGAUCCAGGUUUUAUUGGAGAGGAUUCCGUCUUCUUACGGACCGAUGGUGUUGGAUGUGUGAAAGACCGAUCGUGUUCAGGGUGAAUCUGAUUGUCGGCGGCUUGAUCAGAAGUUUAAAUUUUCGUUUUUGCAUGAGAAUUUUAGAUGACUUUAGGCGUGAGGGCAGUUGAAGUCCUCAUUAUAACAGGAGUUUGAAUAAGCUGAUGCAGUGUUGUGACAGAAUAAUAUUAUUAUAGUCUGAUUUUAUUAUACCUUAAUCCUUACAAUGAGGAGCCAUGAACGUGCAGCAAAUGUCGCUCUUUUAGGUCUGACUUUGGCACCACUUUUCAUUAAGGUAAAUCCAAAUAUAAAUGUAAUAUUUUCAGCUUGCUUGACAGUGUAUGUUGGGUGCUACAGAUCAGUCAAGCCCACACCACCAUCUGAAACAAUGUCAAAUGAGCAUGCAAUGCGCUUCCCCCUAGUCGGCAGUGCAAUGCUCUUGUCGUUGUUCUUGCUCUUCAAGUUUUUGUCAAAAGACUUGGUCAAUGCCGUACUCACAUGUUACUUUUUUGUGCUUGGGAUCAUCGCUCUUUCUGCGACAUUAUUGCCUUCAAUUAAGCGCUUUCUUCCAAAACAUUGGAAUGAGGAUCUCAUUAUUUGGCAUGCUCCAUAUUUUCAUUCUUUCACAGUAGAAUUCACCAGGUCUCAGAUAGUUGCCUCAAUUCCUGGGACUUUUUUCUGUGCUUGGUAUGCUUCUCAGAAGCAUUGGUUAGCAAACAAUAUUUUGGGAAUUUCGUUCUGCAUUCAGGGUAUUGAGAUGCUGUCUUUGGGUUCAUUUAAAACUGGAGCUAUACUGCUGUCUGGUCUUUUUGUUUAUGACAUCUUCUGGGUGUUCUUUACUCCUGUGAUGGUCAGCGUGGCUAAAUCUUUCGAUGCUCCCAUAAAGCUUCUGUUCCCCACUUCAGAUGCUGCAAGACCCUUCUCCAUGCUUGGCCUUGGUGAUAUUGUAAUACCUGGUAUUUUUGUUGCAUUGGCCUUGCGUUUUGAUGUCUCAAGAGGGAAACAAAAUCGUUAUUUUAAUAGUGCUUUUCUUGGCUACACUGUUGGUUUGGUCCUUACCAUAGUUGUGAUGAACUGGUUUCAAGCUGCACAGCCUGCUCUCCUCUAUAUAGUUCCUGGUGUAGUUGGGUUUGUAGCAGUCCAUUGUAUAUGGAAUGGUGAAGUAAAGCCGGUUUGUUCUCUAACUACUCCAAUUCAUGUUUGUUUGUUCUUGUUAUGCAAGCUCAUCAAUCUUGCCUUUUUGCAUGUUUGUUCUUUUUUAAUUCAAUUUCAUCCGGGAUGAAUUAUGUUAUGCUGU